AUGUCUUCUUCCAGCUCUUCUGUUUCUGAUCAGUUACGGCAUCCUUUUGUUUUCGAUGAACUCACUAAACGAUUUUGUAAGAAAGAGCUGCUUGCUAGAGUCAUCCACUUAUGGGAGGCAAGGAAUACUAAAAAAGAAGGUCUGCUUAUGGGAUAUGAACUGCUUCUAAUCGAUCAAAAGUACGAGCUAGCCAUGCUCCACCAAGGCCAAGGGAGCCACACACACUUCGAUGAAGAAGAGGAAGAAGAGGAACCGCAAGCUCGAUCGAGCGACGUGAACCCGGUCGAGUGGAGCGCCCCUGACGGCCGUCUGCCCUCUCCUGACCACGACCUUGCCUCCCAGUUCUUUGGGGGGCACUGA
Messenger RNA from Microthlaspi erraticum, 360 nucleotides. The record is from the annotation of a GenBank genome assembly. Lineage: Eukaryota; Viridiplantae; Streptophyta; Magnoliopsida; Brassicales; Brassicaceae.